UGUUUCGAUGUGCAAAAAAGGUCUGCGAAUACAGGCAGAGACUGGCUUUGAGAAAGCGGAAAGAUGAAACUAACAUGGAAGAAGGACAACAAGAGCAAGAAACGCCCUUUAGCUGCCAUAUCAAAGUACCCAAAUCUCCCUUUUGAUCAACAACAAGAUUUUGAAGAAUCUAUAAAGACCGAUAACAAGAACGAGGACAAUGGUAAUAGCAAGCAAGUGGUUACUUCUAACGAGCCCUCGAAUUCAGACUCCGAUAGUCAACUGGCCGAGUCAUUUCAAUCACAAGGCAAUAAGCUAGCUGAGGACGGAAAAUACCGUGAAGCACUUGGGAAGUGGGAGGCUGCUCUAAAUUUGAUGCCUGAAAGUGCUGUCUUACAUGAACAAAAGGCACAAGUUUUACUUGAAAUUGGAGAUGCAUGGAAUGCAUUGAGGGCUGCAACUCGGGCUUCUGAAUUGGAACCCUCCUGGGCUGAGGCAUGGGUCACUCUUGGUAGAGCACAGUUAAACUUUGGGGAGCCUGAUAGUGCUAUUAAAAGCUUUGAUAGAGCAUUAGCUAUAAAGCCUGAUUAUAAGGAAGCUCAAGAUGACAGACAUACUGCAGUACAUCUUGUUAAAAGGCGAAAGCAGCUUCAUUCAUCAGGCUUGAGCGCUGAUAAAAGUCGUUUUCUGGUUGGGGACAAGGUUGAGAGCUCCUGAAAGAUGCACCGAAGUGACUUAAACCAUGGAUUAAAUCCUCAUGCAUUGUGUUGAAGAUUUUGGCUGCUGUGAAAAGCGAGGGAGAAGGGAAUGGGCAAAGGAGGAAGCAACCUGGACUUCAAAUCAUGUUGUAUUGUAGUUGUAUAGAAUUUAUCAUUCGCUAUAUGGAGAUCUGUUGAGUUGGAACUGUUUGUGGUGGAAACUUAGACGGCUAUAGCUGAGAGUUCUAGCAGCUAUAAGCCGCGGAUUAGAAUCUUACCAAAUAGUUCUAAUCCAGUUGUUGGGCCAAAAUCCUUACCAAACACUUUUAAUCCACUUAUUGCUGGGCCCCAAUCAGAUAUCCACUGCAUGAAAAAAUGGAACCAAACACCCCUUAGUUAUCACCUUCA
Messenger RNA from Jatropha curcas, 1085 nucleotides. RefSeq names its product Tetratricopeptide repeat (TPR)-like superfamily protein. Gene Ontology annotation, molecular function: protein binding. The record is from RefSeq and is a predicted model, not a curated record. NCBI's taxonomy places the organism in Eukaryota, Viridiplantae, Streptophyta, Magnoliopsida, Malpighiales, Euphorbiaceae.